AUGGACACUGCUGAAGCCUCUGCUGCCGCCUCGCCCGCGCGCCCCCGGAAGAAGCGGGCGACGGCGACCCGCAAGUCGCUCACCUGCGAGCACUGCAACCGGCCGUUUGCCCGCCUCGAGCAUCUCCAACGGCAUCUCCGCACCCAUACCAAGGAGAAGCCUUUUACCUGUGAGAUAUGCUUCAAGUCUUUUGCCCGGAGUGACCUGCUGGUCCGCCAUGAACGGCUGGUGCAUCCCGCAGAGGCGGCCGCCAGGGCAGACAAGCGGGCUUCUGCCUCCGCUGUGCUUCUGCCCAGCCCGAACCGCUUGCCGGCAGCCACUGCGGCAGCUCCAGUGGCAGCACCGGUGGCGGCGGCGGCAGCAGCGGCGGGGACGCCAGGUGCAGCGCCAGAGAUGCAGAUGAACCCUUCGUGGGGCUAUGAUCUGAACCUGCUCUCCCAUGCUGCCAGCCAUGUCGCCCUCGAGGGACAGGUCCAGGUCCAGGCCCACCAGCAUGACAGGAAGCCGGCGUCAGCGGUCUACGAGCGGCCCAUCUCAGAGAACUACGGCGUCGAGCCCUCCAUCCUCGACCUGGCCGACCUGGGAGACCCCGUACAGGACUUCACCACCUUUCUCGAGAGCGUGGGGCUCUCCUCGGACUGGGACUCUGGCCUCUUCAACUCCGUAGAGCCUGAACCGCUCUUGUCGAACCCCAUACCCCCCAGUUCAGCACCUCCUCCUGCUGCUGCUUCUUGCCUAGAUGUCAAGCAGCAGGCUUUCAGCUCUGGCCCCAGGUUCGCACAGGAGCCUGUGCCAACGGCCACGGCCACGACGACCGCGGACGAGGCCCCUUCGUUUUCAAACUUUGGUUCCAGGCUGCCCUCCCUCCAGCCAGAGGCUCAGGACUCCGAUGCUGGUCCCUCGGAGCAGCAGAACAGGCCGGCUUGGGACAUUUCCACCCAGGAACACCAGAUCUUCACCGCCAGACUGGAGGACUUUGCCCACGUCCUCUCCAAGGGGUUUGUGCGGCCGUCCAGACAUGCACUCUCCCGCUACAUGGCCGGCUACAUCAGCGGCCUCAACGAGCAUCUGCCCUUCAUCCACGUCCCCACCUUGUCCGUCGCCAGGUGCCCGCCAGAGCUGACCCUCGCCCUCGCCGCAGCAGGCUCUCACUACCGGUUCGAGAACUGCAGAGGUAUCGAGCUCUUCCACGCCGCAAAGGCCAUCCUGCUCGAGCGGCUUCGACGUCGGGAUUCCAGGCCCAUCCUCCCGCCCUCCCAUCCACAGCAAUGGGGUCUGGCACCGCCUGCCAACAACAACAGCGCCAGCACCCCUCGGGCUUCAUCCUCGGCCGUCUCCAACCCGGGAAGCAGCCCGUUCCCACAGCAGUUCAUCCCCCUGAUCGACAACACCUCGCUGCCGGGAGAGGACGCCGAGGGUCAGAUGGAGAUCAUACGCACCUUCUUGCUCCUUACCAUCUUCGCCUCCUGGGAGAGCCAUCCGGACAUACUGCGGGACAUGCUCGCCCUCCAGAGCACCCUCGCCCGUCUGGUACGGGACCACGGCCUCGUAGAGCAGCCGGCUUCCACCCCGCCAGAUUCGCUCUCCUGGACAGACUGGUCCAGACAGGAGGCUGACAGACGCACCAAGCUCGUUGUCUACUGCUUCUUCAACCUCCACUCCAUCAUGUACAAUAUUCCCCCUUUAAUCCUCAACUCCGAGCUGAACCUCAACAUGCCCUGUUCUGCCGAUGAAUGGAAGGCAUCCACCGCCAGCCAGUGGCGCCGUGUCCGCCGUCCCGCAUCGGAAAACAACCUCACCACCACCCCCCCAUCCUCCUUCCAGGACGUCCUCGCAAAGCUCUUCACAAAGACCACCGCCACUGCCGCAACACCUCCAUCCAACCAUGUAUCCCCCCUUGGCAACUACGUCCUCAUCCACGCCAUCAUUCAGCAGAUCUUCUUCGCCCGGCAACUCUGUCUCUCCGCCCCAUCCAUGGCCGGUACCAGCCUGCGCCCCGACGACCUCGCAGUAAUGGGCAACUCUCUCAGCGCCUGGAAACGCGGUUGGCGCCAAACCCCUGAAUCCAGCAUCGAUCCCCAAAACCCCGCUGGACCCAUAGCAUUCACUUCCACCGCCCUCCUCGGCCUCGCAUACAUACGCCUGCAUCUCGACCUCGGUCCCUGCCGCCGCCUAGUCUCCCAGGACCCCGUGCAAAUAGCCCAGGCCCUCAACGACUCCCCACCACUUAUCCGCAGUUCCCGCCUGAUCAUGGCACUCCUGCACUCCGCCCACGCUCUCUCCAUCCCCGUCCGUCUAGGCAUCGACUUCGUUGCCCGCACCCACUCCUUCUUCUGGUCCAUCCAGCAUUCAAUCUGUAGCCUGGAAUGCGCCUUCUUGCUUUCCCGCUGGCUGCUCUCCAUACCCGGCACACAGCAUGAUCAGCGCUUAUCAGACCACGAACGCAAACUGCUUCUCUGGGUCAAGGGCAUGAUGGACGAGACCGACAUGUCUACCUCUAUCAGUGCGACAACAGAGGCAGAUCUGAUCAGUGAUCCGGCGCUGAUGAGACGGCUUAGUGUUGCCGUCGUGCGUGUCUGGUCCAGGACCUUCAAAGGAAACACGAGCUGGCCUAUCGUCGACCUAAUCGGCGCCAGCCUGGAAAUCUACGCUGACUUACUCGAUAAUGGCGACGGCCAUACUGUGAUUCAUAAUUAA
Messenger RNA from Microsporum canis CBS 113480, 2697 nucleotides. RefSeq names its product regulatory protein. Gene Ontology annotation, biological process: regulation of transcription by RNA polymerase II; DNA-templated transcription. NCBI's taxonomy places the organism in Eukaryota, Fungi, Ascomycota, Eurotiomycetes, Onygenales, Arthrodermataceae. The record is from RefSeq and is a predicted model, not a curated record. The coding region runs from base 1 to 2697 and encodes 898 amino acids. Gene Ontology annotation, cellular component: chromatin. The transcript has 4 exons. Gene Ontology annotation, molecular function: DNA-binding transcription factor activity, RNA polymerase II-specific; RNA polymerase II cis-regulatory region sequence-specific DNA binding; zinc ion binding.